Batrachochytrium dendrobatidis JAM81 is the source of this 893-nucleotide messenger RNA. RefSeq names its product transcriptional regulator SPT3. Gene Ontology annotation, cellular component: SAGA complex. Gene Ontology annotation, molecular function: transcription coregulator activity; protein heterodimerization activity. The transcript has 4 exons. Lineage: Eukaryota; Fungi; Chytridiomycota; Chytridiomycetes; Rhizophydiales. The coding region runs from base 1 to 864 and encodes 287 amino acids. The record is from RefSeq and is a predicted model, not a curated record. Gene Ontology annotation, biological process: transcription by RNA polymerase II.
AUGUACGUUUUUGGUGAGCUAUCUGAACCCAAUGAGGAAACUGUUGUUCUUGUUGAAGAAAUCGUUCGUAAUCAAAUGAUUGAAACUAUCACUUUAGCGGUUCAGCAAGCUGCCAAACGAGGUUCACGAUUCUUGAGCACUGAAGAUAUCAUAUUUCUAAUAAGACAUGAUCGUCCCAAAGUCAAUCGACUUCGCACGUUUUUAAGCUGGAAGGAUGUACGAAAAAAUGUAAAAGAUAACAAAGAAGGUCCACCUGUUGAAGAAGAAAUUAUGGACGAUCAAGAUAAAACUGCCAAAGUCAGGAAAAUGAAGGUAAAAUUUUCAUGGGAUUACCUCAAUGCAUAUACGAAUAUCCUAAGCGAUGAUGACGAUGAUGAAGCAGACGAUGAAGAUCGUCAAGCCUACGAAGAUCAAGCAGCGCGUCUUCGUCUUGCAGACAGUAUUACAAGCACCAUGACCAAGGAAGAGUAUAUGUACUACUCAGAAUGUCGGCAGGCCUCUUUUACAUUUAAAAAAGUGAAGCGUUUUCGUGAGUGGUGCGAGAUGGCAAAAUACUAUGAAAACAAGGCACCUUCGGAUGUGCUUGAUAUCAUGGGAUUUCUUGCAUACGAGAUUGUUAGUAAAAUCACAGAAACAGGGCUCGCAGUAAAGAAGGAGUGGGAUCGUGAAAAGAAACUAGAAGAGCUGAGAUCCAAUCGCGGUAUGGCAACAAUGGAUGUGUUUUUAUUUGAUAAACCUAGUGAUGUACGAACACCUCUACAGCCAGCUCAUAUCCAAGAAGCAUUUCGGAGAUUGCAGGCAGCAUCUAUGCCUCUAAGUAACUUUGGUGGCAAAGUCCGCCAUCGUCGUUUAUGCUUGAUAUAAACUCAUUGUUUUAUAGUAGCAAUGAAACG